AUGGGAAGUUUCUAUGGUUUGAUUCUGGGAGUGGUACUACUAGUACUUGCAGGGUUUCUACCAUCUUCUUCUUCCUCCACCACCCGGCGGUUUCAGUUCAAUGUUGAAUUGAAGAAUGUAACCCGCUUGUGCCAUACAAAGCCACUUCUAACAGUGAAUGGCAAAUAUCCAGGGCCAACCAUUACUGUGAAUGAAGGUGACAAUGUGGAAGUUCAAGUUACAAACCGUGUUGUUAGCAAUACCACCAUCCAUUGGCAUGGAAUAAGGCAGCUAAGAACAGGAUGGGCUGAUGGUCCGGCUUACAUUACACAAUGCCCCAUAAGAGGAGGCGAGAGAUAUACAUACAAGUUCACAGUGGUGGGCCAAAGAGGCACUCUCUGGUGGCAUUCCCAUGUCUCAUGGCAAAGGGCAUCUGUGCAUGGUGCUUUUAUCAUCCACCCUCGGAUGCCAUACCCUUUCUCUGUUCCAAUUCAAGCUGACAUUCCCAUUCUAUUUGGUGAAUGGUGGAAUGGAGAUAUAGAUGCUAUUGAAAAGGACAUGAUGCUAUAUGGUAGUGGGCCUAAUUCCUCAGAUUCUUACACCAUUAACGGCUUCCCAGGACCCCUAUAUCCCUGCUCUAUCAAAGAUACUUUCACAUACACAGUUGAAAGUGGCAAAACCUACAUGCUUAGAAUCAUCAAUGCAGCACUUAACGAUGAGCUAUUCUUUGCUGUGGCUAACCAUACCCUGACUGUUGUGGAGACUGAUGCAGUCUACGUAAAACCCUUCACAACCACAGCCAUAAUGAUCACCCCCGGACAAACCACCAAUGUUCUUCUCACUGCAAAUCAGGUCCCCGACUCCACUGGCAUGUUUACUAUGGCUGCAAGGCCAUAUCUCACUUCACUUUUCCCAUUUGAUAAUUCAACCACUCUCGGCUUCUUGAAAUACAAAACCACAGGGAUCCAAACAAUAAAGCCCCCUGUUGGACCAUACAGGGUCCCUUACAACCUUCCUCAAAUGGAAGAUACUCCCUUUGCCACAAAAUUCUCAGAGAAGCUUCGAAGCCUUGCCACUGCUGAAUACCCUUGUAAUGUGCCAAAAAGGAUUGAUAAACGAGUGAUAACAACUGUUGGCCUCAAUCUCCAAGACUGUCCGGCUAAUCAAACAUGCAAGGGGUUUAGAGGAAAGAAAUUUUAUGCUUCAAUGAACAAUCAAUCGUUUGUUCGUCCUACCUUGUCGAUAUUGGAAUCCCAUUACCAGAACCUCACCACCAGUGCUUAUACAUACAAUUUCCCAGACAAACCACCACAUGCUUUUAAUUUCACUGGCGCAGAUCCUUUAGCUGGGAACUUGAAUCCCGAGUUUGGUACAAAGCUUUUGGCGGUGCCUUACGGAACCAAGUUAGAAAUUGUGCUGCAGGAUACCAGUCUUCUAAAUGUGGAAAACCAUCCAAUCCAUGUCCAUGGUCACAACUUCUUCAUAGUGGGAAGGGGAUUCGGAAACUUUGAUGCUACCAAGGAUCCUGCUCAUUACAACCUACACGACCCUCCAGAGAGGAACACGGUGGCUGUCCCAGUUGGGGGAUGGGCUGCAAUUCGGCUGAAUGCAGACAAUCCAGGAGUAUGGUUCAUACAUUGCCAUCUUGAGGAACAUACAACAUGGGGUCUAGCCACUGGCUUCAUAGUAGACAGCGGUCCAGAGCCAUCCCAGUGCUUGCUCCCACCCCCAGACGAUCUUCCCUCAUGCUGA
Molecule: messenger RNA, 1731 nt
Organism: Ilex paraguariensis (yerba mate)
Lineage: Eukaryota; Viridiplantae; Streptophyta; Magnoliopsida; Aquifoliales; Aquifoliaceae
Source: the annotation of a GenBank genome assembly